AUGAACAGCGCCGACGCUCGCCUCGCCGGACUCGUCCAUCCCUCGCCGCGACCGCUGGAGGUCCAGGAGGUGAACAAGCACUUCAUCCGCAGCUGCGCGCUCCACCCAGACCUUGAAGCCGGCGACGCCCUGCGCCCCGAGUGCCCUCACGAGGUCUGCAUCAUCUCGGGCGUCACCUUCGACCCACGCGACGUCGACACCGACCACAGGCUCAAUGGCUCGCUGGACGCGCUCCUCCGUGGCGCGCCCGGCCUCGUUCUCCUACCACCACCACAGGAUGCGGCAACGGCUUCACCAAUCCCUACUCCAGCACUAGAAGCAUCCUCGCUGGUCCUGGCUGCUGCUUGGAGCAAGUCAGUUGCUCCCUCCGUUCAUGCAGAUAGUCCUGCAUCAGUCAUCACACUACCGCCCACCAAGUGUUCGAUGCAAGUUCGCAACAACUUUGAGUGCAGGGUAUCAACAUCUACAGCUGUGAACACUCCUAGGAAGGUUGACCAAAUGCUGAAAAGGUACAUCACAGACUUUACCCAUGCAUACUCCAUUGGCGUUGUCAUGCUCUAUUCGGCAUCCGAGAUACAUGGUGUUCAGAGGGUGUUUGGGAAAUUGAUCAUUCAGUGCCCGGUGCCGUUCUGGCCGUUCUCAGCUCCAGUGGUAGUCAAAGCGCCAUGGUCGCCAUUUAUGUUGUUUGAGAUCAAGGGUGAUGCAGUCCAUCUCAGUCCAAUCCCUUGGCCAUUUUUCUGUGGUUAUGCAGCCCCUGUGCACUUGAAGACAUCACUCUCAGUUAAUACUAUGCUUGCAGACUCCACACAGCUUUGUUUUGGUUUAUGGUCGCCGUUCUAUUUAUGUUGGUUUGCUGUGCAGAGUAGUGGAAGUGUGGUGCAAAUCCUUGUGUGGCCAAUCCUUAUGCAUGAGAAUUCAGCUGCUAAUAUGGAGCAUUUUCCGGUUUCAGUUCAGCAUAAGGGCAAAUCGUUAAAUCCUCAUGCAGUUUUUCACAUGCCGUUAACUGUCCUUUAUGUGGUACAAAUUUCUAUGGAUGCAGCAAGGAGAAGGUGCUUUCUAUUUUGCUGGUGA
This is a messenger RNA of Miscanthus lutarioriparius, 1071 nucleotides long. NCBI's taxonomy places the organism in Eukaryota, Viridiplantae, Streptophyta, Magnoliopsida, Poales, Poaceae. The record is from the annotation of a GenBank genome assembly.